Bemisia tabaci is the source of this 3544-nucleotide messenger RNA. Lineage: Eukaryota; Metazoa; Arthropoda; Insecta; Hemiptera; Aleyrodidae. The record is from RefSeq and is a predicted model, not a curated record.
CCAAUCGCGUCGCGACGAUCCGCAUCAGUGGAACGAAAGGAUACUGAUAACACGUUGCGUGUUUUUUGUCGCUCUUCUUCUCGUCGAUUUUGAUUUUGUAUUCCCCCGAUUUUUUUCUGCAAAUUUGCCGGGAAGCUUCGAUCGCUCGUGAAGUUUCUCGUUGUUACCUCAGUUCAGUGUACUCACAUUCUUGGUUUCGAAUUUUUCGCGCCCACGUGGGUUGCUUUGGUGAUAGUGUGUGUGUGUGUGGUACGACCGAGUUCUGGAUUCCGCCUGUUUAUUGGAAUUUCCACAUUGAACAAUUGGAUACUAGGAAUUUAUUAAAAUGAAUUCCAUCUCAGGCUUAUCUGUUCUGAAAAAGCCUUUCUCCUGGAAGUUUACCAAGUACCAUCGAUUUCAGAAGAAAAUAAAGCUGCAAAUCAAACAGAAAGAGGACGAGGUCUCGGUGAAGGAUGCGCUGAACAUGAGCUGGGAGGACGAGCCGGAGAGCUACACGGUGCUGGAAGUGGGCACACCGCCCGACUCGGGGAUCCACGAGCCGUGCCCGCAGUUCUGCUGGGACUUCGACAGGAAGCGCAAAAAGCAGAAGAGGCCGCCAAACGCCAAGAGGGCCGACGACUCCGAGGUGGACAGCGACCUGGGCAGCGAGACGGAGGAGGACGGCUUGUACAGCACGGUUGCCGAGGACGCCAGGCGCAGCUCCCAGUAUUGGUCCUUGCCCGGCGCUCUUGGAACGGUCCCUUUGUACGAGAACGCAUCGAAGAAAAAGGCCACGAAGCACUUCUACGAGAACUACCGGCUCUCCUCAUCCCUGAGCAGCUCGGACGAGGACGAGACAGCAACGGGCUCUAGCGGAGAGAACGAGGAACUCGAGCACAUCUACGACUACGUAGAAAACGUCCACGAGGGAGGCAGUCCACUGGGCAAAUCUUACCCGGUCAACGUCUUCUUGAGCCUCAUUGAAGGGGCUGACAACACUAUCAGCCCGGAUCCGAACAUAUACGAGGUGCCCCCCGGCGCCAUCUUGAAUUUAGCCGGGUCGCCCCCCGACAACCACUCCAUGCACAACAUAACACCCCCUAACGGGUUCAAGGACACCCUCACCUGGGGUCGCCGCCACGAGUUAAGUUCCCUCCCGGUCGACGCUCUGUAUUCGUCCGUCGUCAAGCCCAAGAGGAAGAAAGUGAAGAAAAGGCCCGGGCUCGACGUGCUUAAGAAUCUCACCGCGCAAGAAGACGUCGAGGCACACACAGCGACACCUCCUGGUGAAGAAGUCAAAGAAAAGACAGAGACUACCAAUGAGGUACAAGAGGUUGAGUCCUCAGAAGUGAACUCAAAGAACGAGUCCUUGCAACUGGAUCCUAAGAAGGAAGAGGAUGCGAAGGUGACUCCUGAGGUAGCCCUAGAGGAGCUGACUGAAGUUGCACUUCUUGCAAAAAGCUCAGUGACUAGCAACAACGAGAAGGUCAAAAAAGAAGAAGUAACGAGGGUAGCUGAAGUGAGGACGGAGUCUGAAGUGGAAAAGGCCACAAAAGAAUUGAGAAAUGCUGUAGGGAAAAUCGGAAGGUCCAGGAGACAGAACGAUGCUGCUGAAUCCUCUGCUGAGGUCGAAAAAGUAACCACUGAGGUGACUGUUGCCGAGAAUAAGGCUGCAAAACCAGGGUGCCGGGCGGAGAAAAAGACGAAAGAGAGACCGGCGAGAAAACCCAAGCCUGCGAUCAAACCAGAAAGCACUGAUAAAGAGGCACCGAUGUUGCCAGAAGCUCCGGCAAAAACAGAAAUUGGCAAGGCUGUAGACUCAAAACAGUCUUUCAAAGAAGAAAAUGCAGAAUUAAGCAGUGAAACACGAGGUGGGAAAAAUGAAGCAUCGGCUACUGAUGAAAGUAAAAUAAAGAAAAGUGAACCGCACAAAGAGGCUUUGAUCAAAUCAAAGGAAGUCACAGCCGAAAAUCAUGAAAGUUCAGAAAAGCAGAGUAAGUCACCGCAGAACAACAUUAAAUCAGAUACUAACGAAAGGGCCAAGAAAUCAGAUGGAUCCCAGGGCACUUUAAGACGGAAGAAAGGAAAAGCCAAACAUGCACCGACCGUCAAGUCUCCUGAAGAGACAGCGUCUUCACCUGCGGGAGACUCGUGUCCCCCGGAGAGUAACUCAAAACCAACCUCCGUUAACAAGAAAAAACAGAAUAAAAACUCCCGACCAGAUCCUAAAGAAAAAAUGAAAGGUUCGAAAGCUCCCGCUAAGAGUGACAGGCCCAAAGCUGAGGAUUGUGACGCAGGGAGUCGACCUCCAAUAAUCCCGAUUCUGAAGAAGGUUGUCAACGAAAAACAAACUCCAAGUCAAGAGAGAUACCUCAAACGGCAGAUAAGUCAUUCUCCGUUGGAAACCAUCGACCAAAGCGAUGAGAAAGGUAAAGCGAACAAACUAAUUACGCCGCCGGAAGUACCCGCAAACAAGACUGAAAAUAACGAUCAGGUCGGCAAAACCCCUCAAAAUUCAACGUGUGAGCCAAAAGAGAAGUUAAACACCGAGAUUAAAUUUUGCGGGAAGGACGAGACAUCAAAAACGUCAGAGCUUGAUGACACAUCGCGUUUGGUUAGCGAGGAGGAGACAGACCAGACGAUGCUCACAAGUUUCUCUGAGAAUCUUCAGCAAAAUACUCCCAUCGCCAUUGAAAUUUCUGACGACGGCACCUGGGGAUCAGCCGAUCCGAAUUCUACCUCUGAAAAAGCGGAGACGGAAAGCUCAGAAAAGUGCGAGGAACUCAAAAGUUCAGACUUCCUAAACGCAAAUCUGUCUGCCGAGGACAUAAAAAUGCAGCAUGUAUUGUCCGAGUAUGGGAACUCCUAUUUCAUUCAAACCGCCAACAAACCUGUUGAGAAGAAAAGUUCUCAACCAGCUGGCGCCACUAAUCAUGUUGGGAACAAAGGCAAAGUUAAAAGCUCUGCGCCGGCUCAAAGAUGCAGCCUUAGAGACGAGCUCAAACGCUUUGUGAGAGAGUCUGAGAUGGCUGCUCAGAGAGCUUUGGAAGCUGAGACGGAACUUCCGAAAGAGCAGCGACCGGAAAAGAUUGUUGGAUCCGAGGUGACUCCGCAAGAAAUUCAUAAAUUUGAGUCAGGCACGGAAACGGAAGAUGCUGAAAUUUUGGCAAAGGGAAGGAAGGGCGUUCUUGAAAAGACGAUGGUACGCGCUAAGAAGAGGGACAGCUGGAUCAAAGGUGAAGAUGUCACUUUAAGCACUGAUAAAGAGCGAAGAAUCGAUGAUUGGCUUUCAACUGGGGCGCAGCAGUUAAGCCUGCCCGCCAAACUGCCAGAGGAAAUCUACGACCUUGCCAUGGAUCCUAAUCUCUCUCUUUUAAUCACAAAAGAAGGUGAAGAUGUCACUUUAAGCACUGAUAAAGAGCGAAGAAUCGACGAUUGGCUUUCAACUGGGGCGCAGCAGUUAAGUCUGCCCGCUAAACUACCAGAGGAAAUCUACGACCUUGCCAUGGAUCCUAAUAUCUCUCUCUUGAUCACAAAAGAAGGUAAGACAAUUGUGAGCAUGUAA